Molecule: messenger RNA, 2423 nt
Organism: Chlorella variabilis
Lineage: Eukaryota; Viridiplantae; Chlorophyta; Trebouxiophyceae; Chlorellales; Chlorellaceae
Exons: 15
Coding region: 99-1916 (605 amino acids)
Cellular component (GO): plasma membrane
Source: RefSeq, a predicted model, not a curated record
GGCCCUUGCACCAGCCUCCAAACCCACCUCUCCUGCAGCAGCUGCUCCGGCAUACUUCGCCGAAUCGCAGCGCACCCGUGGUGUCGGGGCGUGGGCAGAUGGUGUCUCUUCACUUGAGGGCAACAACCAUGGCGGGAGACGCGGGGGAGCAAGACAUCGUGCCGAACGGAAAGACAGGCACAAAAUGGACGGCGGUGGGCCAUAUUUUCUGCGCAAUUGUGGGUGCGGGCGUUCUGGGCCUGCCUAAUUCGAUGGCCUGGCUGGGCUGGGUGGCGGGCCCCAUCUGCCUCAUCGUGUUUUUCGCCGUCUCGAUGUGGAGCUCCCACCUCCUGGCCCGCCUGUACUGCGUGGACGGCAUCGAGUUUGCGCGCUACCACCACGCCGUGCAGCACAUCCUGGGCCGCCCGGGCGCCAUCGCCAUUUCCAUCUUCCAGCUGCUGAACCUGGUGCUGUCUGACAUUGCCUACUCCAUCACCGGGGCCAUUGCCAUGCAAACCGUGGCCGACCUAAUUGGCAGCCCAUUUAGGAGCGAGUGGAAGCUAGUGCUCAUCAUGGGCGCAUUCGAACUCGUCUUCUCUCAGAUCCCAAGCCUGGAGAAGAUUUGGUGGGUCAGCGCACUCGGCACAGCCAGCUCGCUGGGCUAUGUCACGAUUUCGCUCAUCCUGGGCCUGGUGUACAGCGGCAACCGCGGGGGCACCGUCGGCGGGCGCCCUGGCACCUCCCCAGCUAACAAGGCAUUCGGCAUGCUUAACGCGCUCGGCAACAUCGCCUUUGCCUUUGGCUUUGCACAGGUGCUGAUGGAGAUUCAGGACACGCUGCGGCAGCCGCCCAGGGCGGUGCACACGAUGACGAGCGCGGUGCGCGUGGCGGUGACUGCCGCGUUUGGCUUCUACAUCUCCUCCGCCAUUGCGUGCUACAGCGCUCUGGGGAACGGCGUGCCGGGGAUGGUGCUCCAGGGCUUUGAGGAUGCCCCCGAAUGGAUUCUCGUGGUGGCCAAUAUCUGCAUCGUCAUCCACAUGGUCACCGCCUGGCAGGUGUGGGCGCAGCCGGUGUACGAAACGAUUGAGAGCAUCGUCAAGGCUUACAUGAUCAAGCGGCAGAUGCGCUCCGCUGGCCUAGCCCCAGAGAAAGAGGAGUCCAAGUUGGAUGCAAAGGUGGCGGAGCCUCACAAGCCGUCGCCCUUUGAUGUGGGUCACCGCCCCGGCAGCGUCACGCACCAGCACCAGGCCGAAGAGGUGCACCACUUGCCACCCGUGACAGAGACCGUGGACAUGGAGAGGGGGCUGUCAGGCGCCUCAUCUGGGCGCAGCGACCGCUUGAGUCGGCGUUCCACAGCACGCACCUCCGGCAGCAUGGCCAUCCUGAACAGCGCCCCCAUCCCAGACCUUUUGCCCGCGGGAGGGUGGAAGCGGCGGACCCGCGGCGCCGGCUCCAAUGCCUCCCUGGCCUCCAUGGACAAGCCGAAGGACAGCGCCACGGGGGCACACCCCAACCUCAACCGCAGCAGCAUCGGCAACCACCUGGCGCGCCUGUCUGUGGAGCUGGGCAGCGAGGCAAUGUACCACAUCGAUACCGGCGCCGCCAAUGAGCACGUCCCCAUGAACGAUGAAGGCUACUACCUGCCGUUCUGGCAGCGCCUGGUCAUCCGCUCCACAUACGUCCUGCUGUGCACCAUCAUCGCCAUGAGCCUGCCGUUUUUCAACGCGAUUGUUGGAUUGAUCGGCGCAAUCACGUUCUGGCCGUUGACCGUCGGUUUCCCGUUCGCCAUGUAUGCCAAGGUGUACAAGCCGGCAGGUCCGAUGCUGCUGCUGAUGAAAGUGACCGCGCUUGUCAUGCUUCUGGUGGCAGUUGCCGCCGCCAUUGCGUCCUGCCAGAACAUCAUCGACUCAUGGAGUACAUUCACUUUCUUCAGCUGAGGCCCUACUAUCCCCGUAGAGCUGGUGCAUUUGCGGUGAUGCUGCACUGGCUACUUUGUUGCUUGCAUCCACAGCACCUCCCCUUCUCAUACCUUGUUUCUUUUGUCCUGCCAACCUCAUCCCUCCCCCCUCUCCCGAUGGUUGAUGCCCGUUGAUCACGUGUGUCCCCUGUGACAGCAUAAUGAGUUCUGCCACACAAAAACUCCCUCGAAUGUUGCGUUUCCAAAUGCCUAAUUUUGCAAUCGACAGAUGCAGCAGCUUCCCAGCUGCUGCAACCUUCCAACCAGCGUCCUCUUUCAUAUUCGUAUGUUUGCAGUUGUGUAUCUGCAGGUUGACUCCCCCCCCCACCUUUCUCAAAAUUUCCCCCCAGCAGUACGAUGUUUUCCUGCACAGCUGAGUCACAGCCAACUUGCUUGAGAGUGUUUACACUCCGUAUGUUAGCAAGAGCAGCACACCAAUCGAAUUGAGUGGGGCUGGAAUGGCAACAUGCAAAGCAGGUCAGCUGAC